GAAAACAAAUAUUAAAAAUGGAGAAAGGGAAGACAGCAGAGAAAGCAGUGGCUCAAUUUUGUCACUUGACAUUGCCGACGGCUACAAAGAUACAAUCAUACAACCUUAACUUUCUCUCAAUACCCAUCAUUUGUUUCUCACUCUAGAUUUCAGUUGUUGUUGUCUUGUGUUGAGAGAGAGAGAAAGAGAGAGAGAGAUGGCUAUGAACCAAUCAAGGGUUGUAUUGCUGAGGGUGGGUUUAGUGGUGGUGGCUCUGUGCAUAGCAGGGUACAUAGUGGGUCCCCCUCUCUACUGGCAUUUCAUGGAAGGUUUGGCUGCAGUUAAUCACUCUUCUGCUUCUUCUUCAUGUGCCCCUUGUGUCUGUGAUUGCUCUUCACAACCCAUCCUUUCCAUUCCCCAAGGGCUGAGCAAUACUACCUUUGGAGAUUGUGCAAAGCCUGAUCCAGAAGUGAGUGGAGACACUGAAAAGAAUUUUGCAGAGCUGUUGUCGGAAGAGCUCAAGCUCCGGGAAAAUGAAGCCGUGGAAAGCCAGCAACGGGCUGACAUGGCUCUGCUGGAGGCAAAGAAGAUUGCAUCCCAGUAUCAGAAGGAAGCAGAUAAGUGUAAUUCAGGGAUGGAAACAUGCGAGGAGGCUAGGGAGAAGGCUGAGCUGGCAUUAGUCGCGCAGAAAAAGCUUACUGCAUUGUGGGAACUUAGAGCUCGUCAGAAAGGAUGGAAAGAAGGGGUAGCCAAAUCUCAUGCUCAGUCUCAAGGGAAAGUACAGACUGCUUAGAUAGAAACAUACCUUGGCCUCCAUGGAGUGAUUGUUACAUAAUAGUUUUCAAACAAGUUAUUUAAAUGCUGGCAAUAGCAAAUCAUUGUGGCUCCCAUAUGUGUUCUUCUGAAAGGUCUAGUGUAAAAUACAAAUGUUGUUGUAUUCUAACAUCCAUUUUUGGGCUGUGUUGAUUCCACAUGUACCACUGUUUAAAGCUAGAAAUUAUUAAAUGCUCUGAUUUGAACCUUGCUUCAGAGUUCAGAUUGUUGUUGCUUCUUUGUUGUAUUUGAUAAAAUUAAAUAU
Molecule: messenger RNA, 1057 nt
Organism: Abrus precatorius (Indian licorice)
Lineage: Eukaryota; Viridiplantae; Streptophyta; Magnoliopsida; Fabales; Fabaceae
Exons: 3
Coding region: 197-772 (191 amino acids)
Source: RefSeq, a predicted model, not a curated record